Staurois parvus is the source of this 843-nucleotide messenger RNA. The record is from the annotation of a GenBank genome assembly. Lineage: Eukaryota; Metazoa; Chordata; Amphibia; Anura; Ranidae.
AUGUUUUUCAGAAAAGUCUGUAUUCCUGUCUUUCCAGGCAUCAGAGAUCUCACACGGGGGAGAAGCUGUAUUCCUGUCCUGAGUGUGGGAAAUGUUUUUCAGAGAAGUCCGGUCUUCACAAACAUCAGAGAUCUCACACGGGGGAGAAGCCAUAUUCCUGUCCUGAGUGUGGGAAAUGUUUUUCAGAAAAGUACCAGUCUUUACACACAUCAGAGAUCUCACACGGGGGAGAAGCUGUAUUCCUGUCCUGAGUGUGGGAAAUGUUUUUUCAAGGAAGUCCAGUCUUCAGAAACAUCAGAAAUUCACAGGGGGGAAAAGCCAUAUUCCUGUUCUGAGUGCAGGAAAUGUUUUUCAGAGAAGUCCAGUCUGUACAUACAUCAGAGAUCUCACACGGGGGAGAAGCCAUAUUUCUGUUCUGAGUGUGGGAAAUGUUUUUCACAGACAUCUGAUCUUUACAGACAUCAGAGAUCUCACACGGGGGAGAAGCCGUAUUCCUGUCCUGAGUGCGGGAAAUGUUUUUUCAGACAAGUUCAGUCUUUAACAGACAUCAAAGAUCUCACACAGGGGAGAAGCCGUAUUCCUGUCCUGAGUGCGGGAAAUGUUUUUCACAGAAGUCCAGUUUUUACUCACAUCAGAGAUCUCACACACGGGGGAGAAGCCAUAUUCCUGUUCUGGAGUGUGGGAAAUGUUUUGCAGAAAAAUCAAAACUUGUCAGACAUCAGAAGUCUCAUGUGGUUGAAAAGCCAUUUUCCUGUCUUGAUUGCAGGAAAUGUUUUUGAAGAAGUCCAGUCUUUACACACAUCAGAGGUCUCACACGGGAAAGAAGCCACUUUCCUGUCCUGA